CGUCUGGAGCGCGAGGCUGCCGCGGGGAUGGUGCUGCGGGGUCGCCUGGACGCCCCGCGUGGCGGAGGCCGGAGCCCGGCGGGACCCGGAAGGGCCAUGGCCGAGCCGGCUCUGGUAGAGGGUCCGUGGGGGAUGCGGGCCCUGCCGAGGCUCCGGUCCCUGUCGCGAUGUGGAGUGGGCUCCAGGUUCAGGGAGUGAGGCGGUGGGAGCCCCGGCCAGGGGGUUGUCCAUGACCGGGACUGGGCUCCGACCCGGGCCGGGAAGUCGCGGCUUGGGGGCUCGAGCUGUUCCGCCGGUGAUCUGCGGGGAAGUGGCCAGGUGGAGAAACCCACAGUCUCGCCAGUGGUCCGCUCAGUUAACCGUGGCAUUUGAUGAUGUGGCCUUAUACUUUUUGGAGCAAGUGUGGGACAUCCUGGAAAAGUGGCAGAAGGAGAUGUAUCAGCAAGAAAUGAAGACCAAUUAUGAGACACUUGAUUCCCUGGGCUGUGCUUUUUCAAAGCCCAAUUUGAUCACCUGGAUGGAACAAGGAAGAAUGCUGUUCAUCAGAGACCAAGAGCGCUUAGAAAAAACACGAGUGACACUUAGGCCUUCUGCUGGCCAGCAGUUGGACUUGAAUACUGGCACGUCCCUAUGUGUUGGUGACCAAGGAACUCCUGGGGCAAAAGAAGAGGAAUGCCAUUUAAAUGAUCUCCAGGAGCAGGGCUCAUGUGCUCCCUCAUCCAAGGAGGAAAGAAAGAUUUCAUCAGAUCAAAGAGCCUCCUUAAAACAUCCAAGUCUCCAAGAAACAGAGAUGCUAAAUAAAAACCUUGACGCCACAGCAUCUAAUCAGGACCAGAAUGAUCCACGGCCUAAGCUGACCAGAGCCCCAGGUCACCUGGAAAUUCCACCAGGGCCGAGACUUUAUUCCUGCUUUGUCUGUAGGAAGGUCUUCCAGAUAAAGAGAGACUUGGUGAAGCACAAAAGGAACCACUCCAAGAGCCAGCCCUGUAAAGAUCCGAAGCAGGAGACCAAGUCCCAAGGGAACGCUGAGCUCGGGAUGGACCCGGCGAUCCUGUGUAAGCAGCAGCAUUUCCAGGGUGGCAGGUUCAAGGAGAGCCGUUUUCUUAAGCGCAGCCUGGUCACUCGCCAGACUGUUGACAUGGGGCAGCGGCCCUUCCAGUGCCCUAAGUGCGACAAGGCCUUCCAGGACAGAGCCACUUAGAAGCACCUGUGUUUGCACAAAGGGGAGAGACCGUUUUCCUGCGAGGAGUGUGGCCAGGGUUCCAUCCAGCCGGGCCAGCUCGCCGAUCCCCUUGGGGUGCACAGCGGGAGGAGGCCUUUCCAGGAUCCGCAGUGCGGCCAAAGCUCCUCCCGGCCGGCGGCCGUGCGGGCCCACGAGCGGACGCACAUCGCGCAGCAGCCGUUCUCUUGUGACCAGUGCGAGAGGAGGUUCUCCCACAAGGCCAGGCUCACCGAUCACGUCAGGGUGCAUACGGGGGAGAAGCCCUUCCAGUGUCCCGAGUGCCAGAAAAGCUUCCGCCUCAACAGGAGCCUGAAGGCGCAUCGCUUCCAGCACAGCGGGCAGAAGCCCUUUGGGUGCCCGGAGUGCGAGCGGCGCUUCUGCUGGCGGAACGCCCUGCGGGCGCACCAGCGGCUGCACGGCCAGGAGAAGCCGUUCUCCUGCGGGGACUGCGGCCGGAGCUUCACCCGGCCCUCCAAGCUUGCGCGCCAUCGCCGGGUGCACGACAGACAGGAGUUCGCCAGCGACCAGUGCGCCAGGACCUUCGCGCGGCCGGCCCGGCUGGCGCGCCACCGCGGGGCCCACGCCCGGGACCGGGCGGCGUCCUGCGCCCAGCGCGGCCGGGGCUCCCGGCGGCCCGCGCACCUGGCGGAGCACCGGCGGCUUCACGGCGGCGCGCGGCCCUUCCGCUGCCCCGAGUGCGACAAGAGCUUCUUCUGGAAGGCCUCCCUGAAGGUCCACCAGCGGCGGCACCGGGGCGAGCUGCCGUUCGCGUGCGGGGAGUGCGGCAAGGCCUUCGCCCAGCCGUCCCAGCUCACCGAGCACGCCAGGAUCCACAGCGGGGAGAGACCUUUCCCGUGUCCCGAGUGCGACAGGCGUUUCCGCCUCAAAGGCAACCUGAAGAGCCACCUGCUCCAGCACCGCGGCGACAAGCCCUUCUCCUGCGCCAAGUGCGGCAAAAGCUUCACGCAGCAGUACCGGCUCAGGGAGCACGCCCGCGUCCACAGCGGCGAGAAGCCCUUCCAGUGCCCGCACUGCGGCAAGAGCUACUGCAUCCGCGGCAGCCUGAAGGUCCACUUGCACACACACAGGGCAGAGAAGCCCUUCGGGUGUCCCGAGUGCGGCAAAGGCUUCCUCCAGAAGAGGAGUUUGAAGAUGCAUCUGCGUCAUCACCAAGGGGAGAGGCCUUUUCCCUGUGCUGAGUGCGGGAGGAGCUUUACCUACCUGGGCGCCCUCAACACCCAUCUUGCGGUCCAUGCCAGGGGAAAACCCUGCGGCCCCUAGGUCACACCACACAGAGAGUAAGUGGUGACAGCUCUGAGGAGGCGCCAGCUGCUCUGUUGGCUCUGGCCGAGGCAGAGAAUUCACCCAAGGUAGGAGGGUACAGCUCAAUGGUAGGGUGCAAGCUUAGCAGCCAUGAGGUCCCGGGUUCAAUCCCCAGUACCUCCAACAAAAAAAUAAAAUAAUAAAUAAAUCUAAUUACCUAUUCCCCCUAAGUAAAAAAAAAAAAAAAGAAUUCACCCAACACACUUCAGAAGCUCUGGCCAGAUGCGCAGCGGGCAGGCUAUGACCGCUCCUUGAACAAGGUUCUAAAUAAUCCACGCACAAGACAAAGAGGCCUCUCCCCUCUAUAAUAUCAUGGGCAUGUCUUGCGAAUCAUGGAAGGAACAUUUUAUUCUGUUGUUAUUUCGUGGGUUUUUUCAGUGUCAUCCAAGAGCAUGGUGGUCCCUUCAUUAAAUUCUGAAAGCACAACCUGAUGGAAGAAAUGUUACCGACUGAAUUGUUUCCCCCAAAACAUGUCAGUCAGCUUUCCAUUACUGAGCCUCCUUAUUUAAAUUUGUGUGGGAAAGUUUCAGUUUUCUCUCAUAGUGAAUUUUUAUUCUCUCUCAAGUGGUCGGAGGGCAUCUGUGUUUGGGGGCAAUUUCUCUGCACUAUUAAAAAUAAAUAUUGUCAUCUACCACCUUAUUUAUUAAAAUGAUGGCCCACAUUGGUGUUAAAAAUCUAAAAAUCCACCAUUGUAAUAAGCAGUGUUAUUUAUCUUCCCUCCCCUGCAUUUUCCACAGUGUGUCAGUUCCCAGAUAUAGUUGCCUUCACAUCAUGGUUUCUGAGAUUAACACUAAAGGAAAAAUAUUGUCAGUCCAUCGUAUAACUCCAUUUUUUGUUCUGUGGCCUAAGCCAUCAUUAUAAUUUUCCAGCCUAGAUUUGAUCUAGCAAACCUUUAUCUAUCUCUUAGACUGUCAGUCUUUCAUGUUAUUCUUACAAAAACGUACAGAUUUCUUUCCUUAGAGAAUCUUCAGGGCCUACAUAAAUGUUCUGCCUUUGAGCACACGGGGUUCCAGAUCACCUGAAUCAGAAUUAGCUGGAGUCAGGGGCACUCCAAUAAUCACAAUGUCUAAACAAAACGGAGAGGUGCCCCCUCUGGGUGUUCCAGUCCCUGUAGGUGCAAGUCGCUUGGUGAGUUGAUGAUGCUUUUGUGCAGAGAAAAUGACACUUUCCCCCAGCCAGCGGCAGGGCACGUGUGGGCUGGAUGUCAGCGCUGGCUGGCCUCUUACCAGUUUACUUCAGGACAGUUCUGUGCCUUUGCCUGGGGUGCAUGUUAAAAACACAGACUCUAAGGACCCUCCCCAGAUGUACUGAGUGACCAUCCUCCCAGGUGAUCUUGUGCAAGUUGAAGUGUCAGAGCCUUUGACCUAGUGAGUGGAGAGACUGGAGGAAGGCAGGCUUUUUUCGAAAGGCAUUCUAGUCCUCCUGAGGUGAGAUUCAGUCUAGAACUCCUCUUUUAGCCUUUUCCCUCCUCCCCCUUGUAAUAAAGC
Messenger RNA from Camelus dromedarius (Arabian camel), 4032 nucleotides. RefSeq names its product zinc finger protein 425 (gene ZNF425). Gene Ontology annotation, molecular function: DNA-binding transcription factor activity, RNA polymerase II-specific; RNA polymerase II cis-regulatory region sequence-specific DNA binding. NCBI's taxonomy places the organism in Eukaryota, Metazoa, Chordata, Mammalia, Artiodactyla, Camelidae. Gene Ontology annotation, biological process: regulation of DNA-templated transcription. The record is from RefSeq and is a predicted model, not a curated record.